Lutra lutra (Eurasian river otter) is the source of this 2535-nucleotide messenger RNA. It is a transcript of the gene ZNF517, whose product is annotated as zinc finger protein 517. Gene Ontology annotation, biological process: negative regulation of transcription by RNA polymerase II. Gene Ontology annotation, molecular function: DNA-binding transcription repressor activity, RNA polymerase II-specific. Lineage: Eukaryota; Metazoa; Chordata; Mammalia; Carnivora; Mustelidae. The record is from RefSeq and is a predicted model, not a curated record.
AUGGUCAGCAAUGCCAGCCCAAGAGUUGCAAGGGCUGUCACAGCCAGGACCAGGGAAGAGCGCCUCACCCUUCCCGGAGCCCUGGCCAUCGCCUGCCCGCGGCCCCGGGAGCCAGAGGGCGUCUACCGAGGCGCGCGGUCCUCCGAGCCUCCUAGAGCAGCCCGGGGGGGGGGGGGGGCGUUUCCGGGGGCGGGCCGGAAGCGGACUGCCCGCGCCCGGGCGCCGCUCCUCGAGCGGUCGGGGAUGGCCGCCCAGGAGGCCGCGCUGAGCACCGCGGGGGGUGCCAACCCGCAGCCGGCGCCGCUCCUCGCUUUUCCUUCGGUUCUGGGCCUUAGGGAGCGUCCGGGUUCCCGUUGGGCCCACCGACUGCGGCGGGAGGUGCCGGGGCGCAUCCGCGGGUGCCGACUGGCCACCCCCGUGCGCGACCUCUCCCCGGGGCUGCGUCGCUGGUCCGACCGCGGCGCGGAGUCCUUCCCGUGUCCCGAGGACCCUGCUCGUGCCGGGGAUACCGCCAUGAAGCCAGACGACGUCCCUGGCCUCGGGGAGCAUAUCCUCCCUCAGCUUUUCAGCCCUGAGCACCUUCCCAGGGGCCCCAGGCCCAUUCACAUAGCUCUCAUUCCUGCAGACAUCCCCAGACAGCAGGGUUUGUGGUUGCAGGAGGCCGUUGUGUUUGAGGACGUGGCCGUGUACUUCACAAGGAUAGAGUGGAGUUGCCUGGCCCCCAACCAGCGAGCGCUAUACAGGGAUGUGAUGCUGGAGAACUACAGGCAUGUGGCCUCGCUGGAUGAGGCUUCCCCAUCCAUCCCUGGGCGGGGCUCAGGCUUUCUUGUUGCUAAACCAGCACUGAUCUCCCUCUUGGAGCAAGGGGAGGAGCCAGGGGCUUUGAUUCUGCAGGUGACUCAGGAGCAGGGUUAUUGGGCACAGUUUGGGGGCACCUCCCUAAGGGGAGGCCAAAGCAUCCCCAGCAGAGUGGCAGUCCUGAGGGUGGGUCAGAGAGACGACCCCUCGACCCUGAGGCAGGCGGCCCGGCAGGGACUUUCGACCAUCUCCCCUGCCCCAGUGGAGGGAGGGUGGGGCCCCAGCCGGGUGGCUGCUGCAGGGGAGAGGACGUAUGGCUGUGCCUGCGGCAAGGCCUUCAAAUUCAAGUCGCUGCUGCUCCGGUGCCAGGUCAUCCACACCGGGGCUAAGCCCUACCAGUGCACCGAGUGCGGCAAGGCCUUCAAGCAGAACUCCAUCCUCCUGCGACACCAGCUGAUCCACACGGAGGAGAAGCUCCAGUGCAGCGAGUGCGGCAAGGCCUUCCGGCAGAGUGCACAGCUCACGGCCCACCGCAAGGUCCACGCGUGGGACAAGCCUUACAAGUGCGGCGACCACAGGAAGGCCUUCGGCCGCAUCUCGUGGCUCCAGCAGCACCAGAAGUUCCAUACCGGGGAAAAGCCAUACGAGUGCAGGAGGGCCUUCUGCUGCAGGUUCACGCUCACGGAGCACGGCCGCCUGCACAGCGGGGAGAGGCCUUACCCAUGCCUGCAGUGUGGCCAGCGCUUCAUCCAGGGGUCCUCGCUGCUCAAGCACCACCGCCAGCACGCGCGGGAGGGCCCCCAUGAAGACUGGCCGCCCAAGCCCCCCGGGGGCACCGGGCUCCACCUGUGCGCCGUGUGCUGCAGGCCCUUCCGGUGCAGGUCCCUGCUGCUGCUGCACCAGUAGCUGCACACGGGCGAGAAGCCGUUCGAGUGCGGGGACUGCGGCAAGGCCUUCAGCCAGAAGUCCAACCUGACACUGCACCAGAAGACACACAGCCCGGAGAGGCCGUUCGCCUGCGGCGAGUGCGCCAAGGCCUUCUGCAGGAGCUACACGCUGAGCGAGCACUACCGGCUGCACAGCGAAGACAGGCUGUGCAGGGGCUGGGCCUGUGGCCGGCGGUGAGCCCUCGUCCCGCGCCCCAAAGUCCGUGGCCCAGACUGUGCCUGGGCGGCGCUGAGGCCACACGGGCUCCCCGCUGGGCUCCCCAGGCAGUUGGUAAACGUCGGAGAACCCGGGGCGCCCGGGGGCCUCUGCUGGUUGAGGGUCGGACUCUCGAGGACCGCUCUGGUCAGGAUCUCAGGGUUGUGAGAUGGAGCCCGGCGUCAGGCUCCGUGCUGGGCGGGGAGUCUGCCGGAGACCCUCUCCCUCCUCCUCUCUAAGCAACAACGAACAGGGCAGAGAGCCCGCCUCAGGGAGGCGCUGAGGCAGGAAGCCGGCAAGCCUGCCGUUCACCUGUGCAGCAGGACAUCGGUGUCCGGGGGAGAAGGGACCGGCGGGGCAGUGGUCCAGCAGCCUACAGGCUGAGCCAGAGCAGGGGCUCCCCACCACCGCGGGCCUGGGCGCCUGCAGGAGAGCCGCGUUUCUCAGCCCUCCCAGCCUGUGCCCGGAUGGACACUCGGGCUUCAGUAAGUCCCAUGGGGAUCGUGGGUGGGUUUUGUUUUCUUCCUUCACUCAUCUGUUUUCCAAAUACCUGUGAUCAGGAAAAGAAAAAAAAAAAAAAAGAUGUUGGCUGUU